Messenger RNA from Purpureocillium lilacinum, 1212 nucleotides. RefSeq lists its product as uncharacterized. Gene Ontology annotation, cellular component: endoplasmic reticulum; Golgi apparatus; plasma membrane. NCBI's taxonomy places the organism in Eukaryota, Fungi, Ascomycota, Sordariomycetes, Hypocreales, Ophiocordycipitaceae. The record is from RefSeq and is a predicted model, not a curated record.
AUGUCCGACUCUCCGCGCGGAGUCGACCAUACCGACUCGCUCGACUCCCACGACUCGGGUCCGAAGCAGCCGGAGAAGAAGAAAAGCCGCCGUCCCGCGAAUACCGCGUUUCGUCAGCAGCGCCUCAAGGCAUGGCAGCCCAUCUUGACGCCAAAGACUGUGCAAGAGCUGUCGCUCGAAUACACAAGAUGCGCGAGCGAUGCCCCGGACCACCCGACUUUUGCGCCCAUGCCGGGCAAGUUUGUCGACUCUGCGUUCAAGAACUCGGGCACGCCCAUUGAUGCCCAGUGGUCAGCUGAAAGAAACUUCAAUGCCACGCUGUCGACCGGCGCGUCCGCCCCCAAUACCACCCGCUGCUGGCUGACCUUCACCAUCCCCGACUCCAUGGGUCCGCCUGUGCUCUUCUACUACCACCUCACAAACUUUUAUCAAAACCACCGCCGAUAUGUCGAGUCGAUGGACCAGCAGCAGCUUAAGGGCGACUUCAGGUCAUACGGCGAUAUUAAGGGAUCCAAGUGCACCCCCCUCUAUGGCGACAAGAACAACGGCACCGACAAGCCAUACUACCCUUGCGGCCUCAUCGCAAACUCUCUGUUCAACGACUCUUACAGCAACCCGGAACUCCUGAACCCGUCCGGCGCAACCGGUAACGAAACCGAGCCGUACAACAUGACCACCAAGGGCAUCGCCUGGGACAGCGACAGGGACCUGUACGGCCCUACCAAGUACAAGCCGUCAGAAGUCCUUCCGCCGCCAAACUGGGCCAAGCUCUACCCCAACAACUACACGGAGGAGCAUCCGCCCCCGAACUUGAAGGACUGGGAGGCGUUCCAGGUUUGGAUGCGCACCGCCGGGCUUCCCGCGUUCAGCAAGCUGUACCAGCGAAACGACACCGACGCCAUGAAGGACGGGAGGUAUCAGAUGAUUCUGGAAGAUCACUUCCCGAUGCUCGAGUACAAGGGCACCAAGGCCAUCCUCCUCACCACUCGAACCGUCAUGGGUGGACGCAACAGCUUCCUUGGAAUUGCGUACAUUGCCGUGGGUGGCGUGUGCAUCAUCCUCGGAGCCGUCUUCACCGUCACUCAUCUCAUCAAGCCAAGGAAACUCGGCGACCACACAUAUCUGUCCUGGAAUAACGUUCCCGCGUCGAAGCCGUCCGGGCCCAGCACCGCGGUGGCAUCUGGUCGCGAAAUGCGCCCCGGUGAGGCUUAG